Clavispora lusitaniae ATCC 42720 is the source of this 1029-nucleotide messenger RNA. It is a transcript of the gene TPK1, whose product is annotated as cAMP-dependent protein kinase catalytic subunit TPK1. The record is from RefSeq and is a predicted model, not a curated record. Gene Ontology annotation, cellular component: nucleus. Gene Ontology annotation, molecular function: ATP binding; protein serine/threonine kinase activity. NCBI's taxonomy places the organism in Eukaryota, Fungi, Ascomycota, Pichiomycetes, Serinales, Metschnikowiaceae. Gene Ontology annotation, biological process: protein phosphorylation.
AUGGAACAAGCCAGCCAGCCGCCGGGGGCACAGAAAAAAAAACUUUCCAGAGACACAACCACCAAAGGCAAAUACUCGUUAAAUGACUUUCAGAUUCUCAGAACGUUGGGCACAGGGUCGUUUGGGCGGGUGCACUUGGCCCGUUCGGUCCACAACGGGCGGUUCUACGCCAUGAAGACGUUGAAGAAGGAGCGGGUUGUCCAGAUGAAACAGGUGGAACACACAAACGACGAACGGCGAAUGUUGAAGUUGGCGCAGCAUCCGUUCAUCAUCCGCAUGUGGGGCACGUUCCAGGACUGCAACAACUUGUUCAUGAUCAUGGACUACAUCGAGGGAGGCGAGUUGUUCCUGUUGUUGAGAAAGUCCCAGCGGUUCCCAACGCCCGUGGCCAAGUUCUACGCGGCCGAGGUGUUUUUGGCCAUCGAGUACUUGCAUAGCUUCGACAUCAUCUACCGGGAUUUGAAGCCCGAAAACAUUUUGUUGGACAAGAACGGCCACAUCAAGUUGACGGACUUUGGUUUUGCCAAAGAGGUGGAGGACGUGACAUACACCCUUUGCGGCACGCCCGAUUACAUUGCGCCCGAGGUUGUAGCCACGAAACCAUACAACAAGUCCGUGGACUGGUGGUCGUUUGGGAUUUUGAUCUUUGAGAUGCUCACAGGUUACACGCCGUUUUACGACCCGACGCCGAUGAAAACGUAUGAAAACAUCUUGAACGGCACCAUCACGUACCCCGACUACUUGCAGCCGGACAUUUUGGACUUGCUCCAGAAGCUCAUUGUCAAGGAUUUGACGCAACGACUUGGCAAUUUGCAAAACGGCUCUGACGACGUGAAAAACCAUCCGUGGUUCAAGGAAGUGGUGUGGGAAAGGCUCCUUUCGCGCGACAUUGAAACGCCGUACGAGCCUCCCAUCACCUCCGGAGUCGGUGACACUUCUCAGUUUGACCGCUAUCCGGAAGAUAAAGACUUGGACUAUGGAAUCACCGGAGUGCCAGAUCCAUACGCAGACAAAUUUGUGGAUUUCUAG